Molecule: messenger RNA, 1646 nt
Organism: Pyrus x bretschneideri (Chinese white pear)
Lineage: Eukaryota; Viridiplantae; Streptophyta; Magnoliopsida; Rosales; Rosaceae
Product: putative recombination initiation defects 3
Biological process (GO): chromosome organization involved in meiotic cell cycle; meiotic DNA double-strand break formation; embryo sac development
Cellular component (GO): nucleus
Source: RefSeq, a predicted model, not a curated record
AACCCCUGCGGCGGAGUCUUUCAAAUUCAAAAAUCUCAAACCGUCAGAUCGUUAGUCUUUUGCCAAUCAAAGGUCGAUAUCUCUUCAAAUCUUCAUAGAGUUUCAACUCCGUUUCGAUCUCCAAUUUCCGUACAUACAAACGGGCCUCAAAAUCGUACUGAUUCGAGCAAAUGAAGUUGAAGAUCAACAAGGCCUGCGAUGUCAACUCUAUCUCGGUCCUUCCUCCUCACACAAGGAGACCAAAUGCUGUACCAAAUGGACCACAAGCAGCGCAGCUUCGCUCUCAACCAUCAGAGCAGUCAUUUUCUCAGGGACUCUCAUCUCAGCAUAACAUGUUUUCUCAACUCUCUCAGAACUCUCAGUGUGAUAUUCUCACGAACGAUCAGAGGUUUGGCUCUCAAGAACGAGAGAAUUCUGUGAAGAAAGUUGCUUACUUACCCCCAAUUAGUCAUGCACGUGACGAAAGUCAAUUGCAGAUCUCAAGAUCUUCCACCAACCUCAUGCGCAAGUGGAGUUCCACUUCUGUUUCAGAUCAUCGAUGUCAGAAUAGUGAGGAGUUUGAACACCGGAUUGGAGUGAUGGAAACUUCAUUAAAUAAGUUUGGAAUGAUCUUGGAUUCUGUCCAGCGUGAUGUAAUGCAAGUAAACAAAGGGAUGAAGGAAGUUUCUAUGGAGAUGGAAGCCAUGCGGCAGAAGUUGAUGGCGCAAGAUAAUUCAUUGCACUUAAUGAUUAAGGGGCAAGAAGACUUCAAAACUAGCCUUGACGGAGGCAUCAAGUCUAUUUCUGAAGAACUCAGCAAAAAUACCUAUCAAGACAAAUUACAGGAGAUUUUCUUGGCGCUUUCAGCUUUACCAGAAAAGAUAGGAGUCACUGAAGCAGCUUUACUGAAAUCACAAAACAAGCUGCAUGACUCCUUCAUCAAGGAAAUGCAGAAAUUGCUUUGCACCAAGAAUCAGAGUACCUCCACCCAAAAUUGUGAAGUACCCACAAUACUUCCACCACAGGGUUCUGCAUAUCCUGCGUCUGUCCUUCUACAAGGAAAGCCACAGCCCAUUAAAAGUUCAGCUGUGCCGAAGGUUGGUGUGCAAGCAGUUGUAGUUCCAAAGAUAGAAAGAGGAGGCUGGAAGUCUGUAAAGGUGGAAACAUCUACCUUGAGUGAUAAUGGGUUCCGGCAAGUACAAAAGCCUAGCAGAUUUACUUCCAUUCCACAGGAAAGGGAAUGCAGAGUUAUUAUUGAAUCGGACGAGGAGAUUGAUGGAGCUUUUUCCUGCUUGUUCGGCGAGAAGGAAACAGACGUAGAUAUGGCUGAGGAGGUAAUGGAAGAGACGGAAAGGAUCUUGAGAAGGGCAAGAAGGCGAAAGAGAAAAUGCAGCAACACUAUAAUUAUUAACUGAAGGCACUGGAUGUCUCCUCCCAUGUGCCGGGGCAUAACCAAUAACUGCAACAUUAGGUGGUUUGAUCGCUUUUGGUAUGUCCAAUUGUUCGCUUUCUUUUUCUUCCCCUUUUAAAUCAAAUUAACUGAUAGAUGUUCGUUGGGACCCAUAUAGAUUGGCUAAGAAGUUAGAGUUCAAGCCACCAUUGUUGUAAAAAUUUGAGAAUUAAUCAACACUUUACAGUUCACACAAAUGUUAUCCGGCAGAUUGGCA